This is a messenger RNA of Papilio polytes (common Mormon), 2963 nucleotides long. Its product is annotated as formin-binding protein 4-like. Lineage: Eukaryota; Metazoa; Arthropoda; Insecta; Lepidoptera; Papilionidae. The transcript is spliced from 10 exons. Gene Ontology annotation, molecular function: protein binding. The record is from RefSeq and is a predicted model, not a curated record. The coding region runs from base 148 to 2655 and encodes 835 amino acids.
UUCAUCUGUGUCAUGUCACAAAGCGUCAUCGUGUAUGAGAAUUUUCCAUUUUAUUUUAUAAACUUAAAAAGAAUGAUUAAUUAUUAUUAUGAAAUGUUAUUGUUCAAAACACAGUGAGUUAGUUGACUUUAAAAUUAUAAUCUCAACAUGAGUAAGGCAAAUCCACUCGCUGGUUUAAUUGGUAAUUACGGCGACUCCGAUGAUUCCGACGACGAAAUGGUUAACGUUUCGUACGGGGUCUCAAGUAAGAAAACAAACAAAAUCGCGCCUACAAUAGGCCAGGAUCCUGUAGCCAACUACGCUGGUAUCCAUCCACCUCCAAUACAGUAUUGCCCAUGGUCAGCAUGCUACGACGAGAGCAGUGGAUUUACAUAUUACUGGAACCAGCAGACAAAUGCAGUGACAUGGGAGGCGCCUCCAGAAUACUUACUGGCUUUAAAAAUAGCUCAGCAACAGCUGCACAAUGCGGGCUCAGCAGAAGUGUCAGCUGAAGAAUGGCAGAUGUAUCAGCAAGCACUUGCGGAGAAACAGAACACACAUAACAAGAUAAUAGCCAAAGCUGCGAUAACUAGUCUGAAUAAGUCUUCCAAUAAUGACAAUACUCUUCCAGUAAAGGAUAAUAAGAAAAGUAAGACUGGAAAGAAACGAGCUAACAGUGAAGAUGAAGAUGACAAAAUUGAAUUAAUAACAUCCUACCAUAACUCGGAUUCCGAGUCUAAUGAUGAGGCUGAAAGUCCUGUGAAGGUACAAGCGGUAUCAACAUUAACACAGAAACCUGCACUCAAAGUACAGAAGAAUGUGCACAAGAAGCAGAAGACCAAACCUCAAGUGGAGUACGGGCCGAGCAUUAACUACAGCGAGCCCAUUGGACCUCAACUGCCACCUGUUAUGGACACAAAGGUGGAAACAAAACCUGAAACUAAAGUGGAAAUUAUUAAUGUGAAAGAGCAGGAGAAAAGUUCACCCAUAUCCAUCGACAAUGAAGAUAGUCAAGAUGAGAUGUCAUUACUAAAGAAAUUAAAAGACAAAGCAAAAAUACUAGAGAAAUUAGGCGGAGAAUUACCAUCGGAAUUACAGCAGAUGAUAAAAGAUGAAACCAAUUUGUCUGCGACUGCUUCUCCGAGAUCCCUAAAUGAUAUUAAUACGAAAAACAAUGACAUAGAUGAUAUGCUAGAAGAGAUAGAAAAGACGGAAUUUCUAAAAACAAAGCCCAAAGAAACAAAGUCAAGUAAAAGCAGUGUUGCUAAUUCACCGCGAAGUGAUGGCCAUAGAACACCUCCAUUAGAAGAACUUAAAACUCUGUUUCCGAGCACCAAAAACCACACUGAAGAACCUAUUCCUACAUUAUUCCCGAGUGUUGCCAAUUUUGAAGAGAAAAAUGAUAGCAAACCAGCAAGUCCUCAAACAAAACCUGUGCCAGAGAAAAAAGAAAAUAUGUAUCUAAUGGAUGCAAAUGAACCAAUAGAAAAUAUCAGUAGAAAGAAACUGAGAAUCUCGAAUUCAGUGUUGCCAGAAAGAAAAAUCGAGAAAAGCGAACCACCAGCAUACACAACUAAAUAUUCUCAAUACAUUGAAGGUUUUUCUGACCAGAGAACCGGUUUAGGGUUUAAGGAAGAAGACAAAUGUGAUAGUCCAAAGAAUACUAUAAGUUACGGCAAUGGAUUGACAUUUACCAGGGGAGAGACAUUGAACGAGGGUAAACAGGACGAGGACCUGCACGACCUGACAGACCUCAUCGGAGCCAAGCUGAAGCACUUAAACGAGCUGCAGCCGUGUGUAGUGACACCCGUACAGGAGAUGAUCAUACAGCUGCAGACGCUGGUGUCGGGGUGGGCGUGCGGCGGCGUUUCUGCGGCGCACGUGCGGCGCUGGGCGGGCGGCGCGCGCGCGGCGCUGGCGCGGCACGAGGCGGGCGCCGCGCCGCCCGGCUGGACCUGCGCCUUCCAGAGGGCGGCGGGCCGCUACCGCUACCGGCGCGAGGCGGACGGCCUGCAGCAGUGGGAGUACCCCGCGCUCGACAACACCGACAUGGACAUCUCCACCACGCCGCCGCACGCCUCCGCUGACGCCAAGCAGGAGGAGGUGUGUCCGCCGGCGAGCGCGCCGCCCUCCCCCGCGCGCCCCGCCUCGCCCCCCACCCCGCCGCCGCCGCGCUGGCUCGAGCCCCCGCCCCCCGGCUGCGACGACACGCCCCCUCCCCCGCCACCGCCACCACCGCCGCAACACGUGCCACAACCACCGCCACCGCCACCACCAUCGGAGCCAAAGGCGGAAAUCUCCGAGGAGCUGAUGAGUUUCUACAACGACAUCGCGGAGCUGGAGAAGCAGGCGGAGCCCCCCGCACCCGCCGCACCCGCCGCACCGCCCCCGACACACCGCGACACCCCUGAGCCCGCCUCGCCACCCUCGCCACCCCCCGCCACCGCCGCCCCCACCGCCACCAGCGCCACCAGCGCCACCACCCUCACCUCCGCCACCUCGGCCUCCUCCGAGGCAAGGGACAGGGCGCGGGAGAGAGACAGGGAGCGGGACGCCCGGGCCCACAGGAAGAAGUCCAAGGUGAAGAUAUCAACUUCGAUGGGCAUGAAGCACAAGUCUGUGUCCAGCCUGGUGGCGAAGUGGCAGCAGGUGGCAGAGGAGAUACACUCCGACUGAUGUUUGCCACCGCCGACACACUAAUGCCACACAUGCCACAGCACGACUGCGAUGAUGUUAGAGUGUGCAAAGGUGCAAGCAUUUAACUGUGUCUUGGAAUGUUACUGUUUGUACCACAGAAGUAACAUACAAUAGUCGGUAAUCAUAUAAGUGUAUAAAUAUUAUUUAAACUUUAUGAUAAAAUGUGCUAUUAUGGAUUAUUCAUAGUAAUUGUUUACAGUGAAUUUUACAUGUUACAAGUUAUUUAAUAAAGUAUAGUAAAUAUUGAAAAUAGAUUUGUUUCAUUUGCAAUGAAAUAUAACAUUAGA